Molecule: messenger RNA, 574 nt
Organism: Diospyros lotus (date-plum)
Lineage: Eukaryota; Viridiplantae; Streptophyta; Magnoliopsida; Ericales; Ebenaceae
Exons: 4
Coding region: 1-507 (168 amino acids)
Source: RefSeq, a predicted model, not a curated record
AUGGCAGCUCGCGAGUGCGGCUGUUGUGCACGGAAAGCUGGGCCGCGGUGGGUCGCGUCUAAAGGCAGCGGUGGCUGGCAGUUGCGUGGCGUCGAGGAGUGGUCGGCGGAGGCUCCAAACCCAAGGGGUCUAGGAUCAUCUACAUUCAAUCCUCAACCAGGAGAGGAGCAAAUUUCAAAGAACAAGAGUCUUCCAUACUGUGCCGGCCUCGGUUUCAACAUCGACCAGCAGCAAAUUUGCAACAAGUACGUACUUGAGAGUUCUGAUACUCAAGGAAAUCAAAACUUGAAUGCAAACAUUUAUUCUCAGAAUAAUUCUCCUCCAAGGCUUAAUGUUGAGAUUCACAUUCAAACAACGGGAAAUUAUCUUUGGAUCUAUCCCAGGCAUAUCCUCGAUGUCCAAGUGAAGAUAUCAAUAUUCUCUUGUAGACAUUUUACUAUUUCUUUCUUGGUUUCUACUAGCAAUUUACUCCCCAUAUACACUAGCUUUUAUAUUAUCUUCAUGUAAGGAUAUUGCUUCUAAUUUCUCCAUAGGUUAGGGUUUGUUUACAAGUUGUUCUGCUAUAGUAAGAGUU